Messenger RNA from Acipenser ruthenus (sterlet), 2890 nucleotides. RefSeq names its product Fanconi anemia group E protein-like. The transcript is spliced from 11 exons. Lineage: Eukaryota; Metazoa; Chordata; Actinopteri; Acipenseriformes; Acipenseridae. Gene Ontology annotation, cellular component: Fanconi anaemia nuclear complex. The coding region runs from base 590 to 2191 and encodes 533 amino acids. The record is from RefSeq and is a predicted model, not a curated record. Gene Ontology annotation, biological process: interstrand cross-link repair.
AACAAACUAAGUAUGUGUCCAUGAUAUUCUUCAUUACAAAAUCAACAUUUUGAAACUCUCUGAUCCUGUGCAUGAUUUUAGUUUCCAGCUCUCACAGUAAUUUUGUUUAUUUCCGUUAGAUGGCAGCAAAUGAGCGAGAGCGGAGGCGCAUUGUAACUCGGCAAAUAAGCUUGGGUUUACACGGCAUCUGUAAAGUGAAAGUAAGGAUUUCUAUUGGGAGAUGCUAAUUAAAAAAAGAACGGGUGCUAACGCUUGCUUUUUCUGCGAACUCUAUGGUGCUGACGUAGCGGUCUCUGACUGCUUCCUGUGUGUUUGGAAAAAAGACCUGGCGGACAAAGCGCGCGAAGAGCGGACAUUUAAAAAGUAAAACAGGAGACGGUUCUGUCGGAAGCCUGCACGCAUUACUGGUGUGUGGUGUUGCACUUCAAAACUAACGCUCUGGAAGACACACUUGGAUGCAGUUUCCUGCCCAGAACGAUUGAAACACCUUGCUGCAGAAUCGCAUGGCGGAUCUGUACCUGUAUUGAGUGUUACGGCAGGUGCGUGUGAAGCUGGCUCCCCUCCACGCUGUUUGUGUUCCGCAGGUGUGAUGGAGGGCCCUGGCUGUCUGCUUGAGCGGUUUGAGAAGAGCCACCGCCUGCUUAUCCAGGCCCUGAUGUCGGGCAGCACCGGUGCCACCCUGGCGCUAAAGGUGUUGCAACGCUUGAGGGGGAGCUUUAACUGGGGGGGCCUGAUGAGCACCCUGACCAGAGAGGAGCCCUGUCUGGAGGGAGAGGCACAAAGCCUGGCAGUGAAGCCUCUGGUCUGCCUGUUUCCUGUCGCAUUCAAAAGGAACCUCCUAGCUUUCCUUCACAGGACCCACGCCACGGUGCCCAGAGAUUGCCUGCUGGAUUUGGUCCGCUCAUUCCAACAGGACCCCAAAUCUGACUCUUGGGUUCAGGCACUGCUCGGGGUCCGAAAUCGGGACCUGGAAUCCGGCGACACUGCUGCUUCGAUCCAGCUGACCAGCGAGUGCCAACAGAGAGUGAAGCUGCUGUCCGAGAAAAUCAGAGCAGGCAGUGGGCCUGGAGGCAGAUGGAUGGGGUAUUUCAAUGCACACUCGGAGAACUACAGAAAGAGAAAGAGCGACACUGUCGGGCUGACCCAGGGCAGCGCCUCGGACUCUGAGGACGGGGGAAGCCAGAGCAAGAAGCAGAAAGUGACCCACGCUGGCGACAUCGCAGUGGAUUGUGGGACGGAGGAGAAGGCUGCGGAGGAAAUCCUCGAUGGGCCUGUCUUGGAUGAAGGGCUGGGUGGCGCAGGGGAUUGUGGGCUGCUUGGAGGACUGAUGGCUUCGGGAGAGAGCGAGAAGCUUCAGCCGAGCCUGGCGUCUGUCUCUGUGGUAUCUGAGGGACAGGGCACCUCCAAGACCGGCAGUGUUGGAGAGCUUCCUGACAGAAUUCGGUCUUACGUUCCGAAGCUCAGGGAGCUACUGGAAUCCGAUGUGGAGAAAUCAGAGCCAGGCUCCAGUGAAGACUUGCAGGUGCUGAAUGAGUGUGAUCCAGCUCAGGUGGAGCUGUUGUGCAGUGUGCUGCGUCUCUCUGAGGUGCCCGAGCAGGUCUUGCCCCAGUUCUGCACCGUGCUGCUGGCACUCUCCCCCGAUCUGAGCUGCAGUACUGCAGCCGAGCUUGCCAGGAGUCUCUUCCUCAGCAAGGUCCUCUCCCUGACGGAGCCUGCCUCCCGAUUCCUCAUGACUGCAGUGACUUCGUUUUGCAGCCGCUACCCCCGGCCCUCCUGCUGCUCUCUGAUUGGACCCAUCCUGCAGGCCCGGUUCGCAGGCAGUGUUCAGAUGGAGCUGGUCUGCAGACUGAUUGAGGACUGCCUGGACCCUGAACAUUACGUGCUGGUGUUUGGACAGGUGCUGUGCGUGCCGUGGAGGGAGGAGGUCCUCUCUGUCAUUCACACACUGCUGGACAGGAAGGUGGCGCUCUCCCCGGACCAGUUUGAGCAGUUUAUUGACAGGCUGAGCCAGCAGGCUGCCCACUUCCGCAAGUCCAUGAAAUUUGCAAAGCUGGUCCUUGCAGUCCUGACCAAGCACCAGAGCAGUGUAACCGUGACGCAUAAAAACACUUUAGCGUGCUCCAUUGCCUUAAACGAGACCUUCCUGAAGAAGUGUUUGGAAGCGGCCCUGAAGCGCAUCGCUGCUGUCUGAUGCCGUUGAGGAGGGUGGGAGUUGCUGCAGCCCUUCAGCAGAGCGGACUGGGGAGCACAGAGACCUCCUGCCAUGUGGAGGCUCUCCAGAGACCUCCUGCCAUGUGGAGGCUCUCCAGAGACCUCCUGCCAUGUGGAGGCUCUCCAGAGAUCUGGGGAGCACAGAGACCUCCUGCUGUGUGGAGGCUCUCCAGAGAUCUGGGGAGCACAGAGACCUCCUGCUGUGUGGAGGCUCUCCAGAGACCUCCUGCCAUGUGGAGGCUCUCCAGAGAUCCAGGGAGCGCAGAGACUACCACUUAAUGAUGUUGGUUUAAGAAUCCACAAGGAAUCUCUUUUGUUAAUGAUGUUAUGUGUUUGUUGAAGAAUCCACAAGGAAUCUCUUUUGUUAAUGAUGUUGUGUGUUUAUUUAAGAAUCCACAAGGAAUCUUGUUUGUUAAUGAUGUUGUGUGUUUGUUGAAGAAUCCACAAGGAAUCUCUUUUGUUAAUGAUGUUGUGUGUUUAUUUAAGAAUCCACAAGGAAUCUUGUUUGUUAAUGAUGUUGUGUGUUUAUUUAAGAAUCCACAAGGAAUCUUGUUUGUUAAUGAUGUUGUGUGUUUGUUGAAGAAUCCACAAGGAAUCUCGUUUGUUAAUGGUGUUGUGUGAUUUGUAUGCUGUUCUGUAAAUGGAGCAUUCUGUAUUAAACUUAUUUUUUUAAACAUUU